Molecule: messenger RNA, 1029 nt
Organism: Miscanthus lutarioriparius
Lineage: Eukaryota; Viridiplantae; Streptophyta; Magnoliopsida; Poales; Poaceae
Source: the annotation of a GenBank genome assembly
AUGGAGUUCUGGCCGGAGUUCCUGGCGACCAGCGGCGGGAGCGAGUUCGUGGCCGGCGGUGUGGGCGGCAUGGCGGGCGUGCUGGCGGGCCACCCGCUAGACACGCUCCGCAUCCGCCUGCAGCAGCCGCCGCCUCCGCCCGCCGCGGGCCUCGCCCACACGCCGCAGCCCUCCGCCGCGCGCCUCCUCCGCGGCAUCCUCCGCGCCGAGGGCCCCUCCGCGCUCUACCGCGGCAUGGCCGCGCCCCUCGCUUCCGUCGCCUUCCAGUUGGCGAUCUGGGCACAACAUCUUUGGACGGAAUGCUGCACGCAAUGGUCCUCUCACUCACAUGAACGCGAUGGUGUUCCAGGUGUACGCGAUCCUGUCGCGGUCGCUGGACCCGGAGAGGUCGGCCACCUCGGAGCCGCCCUCCUACGCGAGCGUGGCGCUGGCCGGCGUCGGCACGGGGCGCUGCAGACGCUGAUCCUGUCCCCGGUCGAGCUCGUCAAGAUCCGGCUGCAGCUGGAGGCGGCGGGGCACAAGCACGGCCGCCACCGCCGCGGCCCCGUGGAGAUAGCACGGGACAUCCUCCGGCGGGAGGGUCUCCGUGGCGUGUACCGCGGGCUCACGGUGACCGCGCUCCGCGACGCGCCGGCGCACGGCGUCUACUUCUGGACGUACGAGCGCGCCCGGGAGCGGCUGCACCCGGGGUGCCGCCGGCAGGACGGGGACGAGGACGAGGGCCUGGGCACCAUGCUCGUGUCCGGCGGCCUGGCGGGCGUCGCUAGCUGGGUCUGCUGCUACCCGCUGGACGUGGUCAAGUCCCGGCUGCAGGCGCAGGGCGCGGGGUCGGCGCCCAGGUACCGCGGCGUCGUCGACUGCUUCCGGAGGAGCGUCCGGGAGGAGGGCCUACCCGUGCUGUGGCGCGGCCUCGGCACCGCCGUCGCCCGCGCGUUCGUCGUCAACGGCGCUAUCUUCUCCGCCUACGAGCUGGCUCUGCGGUUUUUGGCCAGCGGCAGUGGCCCCAGGCUGGUCAUGGAAGAGAACUGA